GACACAAGGAUUGCAUCGCUUCCAGCAGAGCGAGCGUUCCUUCAGCAGCCCUGGGCGAAUGUCACUUCGCGCAGGCGGACCUGGCAGCCACUCCGCCCUGCAUCUUUGAGUUCCCUGACCAGUGCAGAUGUGCCAGAUGCGCCAAGCUUUCCCGAGCUUCGGCUCGGCUCUCCACAGGGCUGCUUGCGAACAAGUAUUUUGUGCAGUGAUGUGCAGUGA
This is a messenger RNA of Symbiodinium natans, 219 nucleotides long. The record is from the annotation of a GenBank genome assembly. NCBI's taxonomy places the organism in Eukaryota, Dinophyceae, Suessiales, Symbiodiniaceae.